Messenger RNA from Cuscuta campestris, 3032 nucleotides. The record is from the annotation of a GenBank genome assembly. NCBI's taxonomy places the organism in Eukaryota, Viridiplantae, Streptophyta, Magnoliopsida, Solanales, Convolvulaceae.
AGAUAGAUUUUUUUUUACAAUAAAAAAAAUCUUCAUAGCAAAAGCGCCGACUUCAGGCAAAUCCCCGAUUUUAACCCCACUACCCACCCCACGUGUUCACUUCGGCCCCACGAUUUCCGCAUAGUUCGUUCCGUUCUUUCAAAAUCCGAAAUGGAAUGACUAGGGCGAGAGACGACGAAGACUGCUGCUAUAUCCUUUCUCCUUGCAAUGCUCUCGAACCUCUUCUUCACUUCUUCCAUGCCUUCAUCUCAGGAAGCUUCUGAUUAUUGAGACUUGGAGGUCUCGCAUUCGCUGUUCAUCGCCUCUUCCGUACUUUCUCCUUGCUCGUGUUGCGGCUAGCUCGCCGGAGAACAACUGCAUUCCUUUACUGCGGUAGGUGUCGAUUUAUGGUUAUAUAAGCUACGAUAUGGUGAAGCCCUGGGGGAGAUGCAGUGAUUUUGUUGACAAUGGUUAUGCAGUUCCUAAAUCUCGGCCUGAGUUCAAGCGCCGAAAGUGUGGUGGAUUCCGAAAACCUCUGGACCGGCACGCCUUCUUAGAUGGAAACCUUGACCAGACUGCUCGACGUCCUACUGAAACAAAGACGUAUAGGUCCAGGAACUUUAGUGUACCGCAGAGAGAAUUGAAAGAUAAUGAGCAGAAAUUGGCAUUGGAGGCAAAAUCAAGUUAUGUGACUGAAACUGGAGUUCGUCCAAAGCACGGUGUAUGCGGAUGGCAUCCUUCUUUGGGCCGUAGGGAAUUUUUCUUGCAUGGUGAUGAUUCCCAUCAGAAAUCUUUGGUUGAAAAUGAUGAAGCACCCAGAGCUAAGGCUGGGCUGGAAGUGCCGAAGAGAACCUUGCAGCAUAAUGCUCUUGAGAGACCCACAAAUUAUAAGGGUGUUCCUCUCAAACAGCUUCAACAUGCAUUUACCCCUUUAAUUGAUGAAAUAAAAUCUCAAGGUUCAGAUGACUCCAAGAGUUAUGGAACUUCAAGUGUUGCUGAGCUGAAAAUGACACAUGGAGCUAAAUCAGAUGAUGUGGUAACAAGGGAUUCUGUUGAUGCUGAAAGUGUUUGUUCACGGACUGGAAAGGACGAUUCUUCUUCUCUUGUUAGCACCCCACAGGGUGGGGUUCACUUAAAACAGGAUUUCAGUGCGGCACAAAAGCUUGCCCUAGAAAUGUCUAGAUUGAAUUUUGAGAGCACAUCAGAGGCAAAAAUUUCCAGAUGUCAAAGAGAAUUCUGCUCUGUCCUUAAUGAUGAAUCAUGUAAAAUGCUUAAUGUAAAAAAAAAUUUAGACUCCAAACCACAAACACAGUGCUAUGAGAAAAGCAGUGCUCUGUCUGUGGGGGAUAAUUUGAAGUCUUCUUUUGAAAACAAUUCUACUGUUGUGAAUCCUAGCAGUCAAGCUACAAAUGGUGAAGAGGAGUUUCAGUUUAGUGAUAAGAUUGUAGUCCUGAAUACGCCAAGAACAGUCCGGGUACCAUCAGAUCACAAUGUUGAUGAUGAGCAUCACCGUUUAUUCUACUAUUUUGCUGAUGAUUCACAUAUUCAGGAAUUGGGAAUGGCAAGAGAUCUCAUAUAUCUUGUUUCUGAUCUAUACAAUGUGGAUGACUCUCGAAGACGUGUCAAGGAGGCCAUAAAUCUUUUCCGGUAUGUGCACUCCACACAUUCUAAAGCAUAUGACACAGAAACGGCAGCAAUGACUCUUAAGUCUGAGAAAAAAUGGGUCAAUUCUGAAAAGUGCUUUGUUGGGCAUGUUCCUGGAAUAGAGAUUGGUGACGAAUUCGGGCUCAGAGCUGAACUUGCUAUCGUUGGCCUUCAUCACGAAUUUGUAUGUGGCAUAGAUUUCGUGAGGCUCCCAUGGCAUAAGUCGGAGACCUAUGCUGUCAGCAUUGUGGAUUCGGGUCGUUACGAUAACCAGCAGACAUCUCCAAACAGUUUUGAAUACGUCGGCCAUGGUGGAAAUCCAAGAAUUGAUGGCAAAAAACCCAAGGAUCAAAAGAUGGUUUCUGGCAAUCUUGCCCUGAAGAACAACAAGGACAAAGGUCUACCCGUAAGGGUCAUUCGUGGGACGAGUGGGACGAGUGGUACCAAGGCAUACAUUUAUGAGGGCCUUUAUUUCGUGACAGAGUGCUGGGAGGAGAGAGCUGAACAUGGCAAAAUGGUAUUCAAGUACCAACUGCAAAGAGCCUCACCCCAACCAACACCGCCAAGUUUUGCUCAGCAGUUGAAAAUUCCUCACAGGUCAUCUUCAGAGUCAAGAGAUGUCAGCUGCGUACUCACAGUGGUUGAUGACAUAUCUCAAGGCAAGGAGAAAUCACCCAUACGGGUCCUAAGUGACUUGUACGCCGAGACACUGGGACCUUUCAAAUACACAAAGAAAAUGCUAGACCCUCAUUGGUACCGCCGUUCGGCCCCACCAGGCUGCGACUGCACGAACGGAUGCUCUGAUGAUUCCAUUCACUGCUAUUGCGCGUACAAGAACGGAGGCAAGACCCCAUACAACAGCCAAGGAUCUGUCACGAUCACUGCUCCCAUCAUCUACGAGUGUGGGCCAUCCUGCAAAUGCCCGCCCUCCUGUCCAAACAGAGUUACCCAAAGGGGUCUCCGGUACACCCUGGAGAUCUUCAGGAAAGUAGACGGGGGAUGGGGGGUGAGGUCUCGGAACUUCAUCUCAGCCCGGAGCUUCGUCUGCGAGUUUGUGGGAGAGCUGCCCGAAGACGACAGCCAGCAGAAACCAGAAGAGCCAGACAACGGCGAAGGGUUCGUUCAAGGAAUUGGCGGGAGCGGUUUCAAGAUCGACGCGCAACGAUGGGGGAACGUGGCGAGGUUCAUCAACCGCGGGCCCUCGCCGAACCUCUACGUACAGAAUGUCGUAUACGACGACAAUUACGAAAGGGUCCCUCACGUGACGUUCUUCUCCUCCCAGAACAUUACGCCCUUGCGGGAACUCAUCCGCCCAGUUUGAAGUCCCCACGCUGAGCUCUUAAAAGCUUACAUACAUACGUAGUGCCAUAUCAACAGGUUUCUGCUCUGAAUAUAGUAUUAGACUUUGU